CAGAGCCACUCUCUCUCUUCCUUUCAGAUCAUAUAAAUUCCGGCUCUUGUCCACCGUCCAUCAUCAAAGCUAGGGUUUUUCUCCCCUUCCUUUCCCUUUCUCUCUCACACCAAGCACAGAAAUCCACCAUCGAUUUCAAAGAACAAAGAGGGUUCCCCUCCACAACUGAAGUCUGACAGAAAGGAGUAGCUGUCCAGCAAGAUCCAACAUAGGAUUUGAAUAGCUACAAUCAUCAAAGACCAUCCAGCGAGAUGUGACAUUAAGGAACUUGCAUUUUUGUGGCCCAUAUUCAUGGUGGGACGUAUUGUUUAGCUCUUUCUGAUUUUUGGAGCUUUAAAUAUCGAAGGCUGGACUAACUGGCUUGUGGUAAUUCAUGGUGGUGGCACCAAUCUGCAUUCAAUGCAAAGUCUUCUGCUUUCAUGAUCUCAUCAUCCUGUGAGACGGGAUAAGGUGUCUCAAGCUACCAUCAUAACUGCUGCCAUUUACCUUUGCUUGUCACCACAACAAUAGCUAAGACGGGUGCUCUUUGUUGUGUGGCCGCUGGGCCACAUGGAGCUAAAUCAAAUGCAAACAGUAGAGACUGCUCCAUGGAUCCCAACGAACCUCGUUGGCGAACAAACUCAAGCUUCUCUCCUCCACCAUCGAGGAGAUGGGACUGCAGAUUCCAGUCGGAUGUAUUAUCUAACAGAUCUUGUGGAGCUCCUCCAUAUGGGUCAUCAUUAUCCUCAAAUAGUAAAGGAAGCAGAAGUAUUCUGACCAGUGAUCCUUAUCCCAACCAUCACCAUUCUGUGUCGGAUGGUGCACUUUCUUAUUUUGGAAGCCCGUCUGACAAUUUCCAGGCGCCUCGGUGGACCCCGCCCCUGCAAAAAUUCAGCUUUGCUGAGUUUCCUUCACCUUUGGCCGCAGGGUCAAGACCUGAGAGUUCCCCAUUUCCUCACUCUACAGAGAGUCAUUUUACUGCCGGUGCAUCUGCAGUGUCCAACAGCUUUGGGUCUCCAUCACCACUCUCAGAAUCUGAUCAAUUGGAGUCCUCCAGAACACCACCCAUCUCCUUCCCGCAGCGGAAUUUCUCAGGCAGGCGUUCUUUUAUGUCAAAGCCCGUUUACCCGCUUGUGUUCCGUAAUCCCGUUUCAGAUAAUGAAGUUUGCAGGACAGCCGAUAUGGCUAGUGGUAGCAGGUCGACACCAGGAGAGAAUCCGACAUUGUCUCUCUCACCCGAUGGCACUGCAAACCUAGCGCUGAAAAAGAUGGAGGCUUCGCCUGAUCCGAGCUCGAGUUCAAGAAGAGAAGGGUUCAGGUGGAGCAAUGCUAGCAGUUACGAUAUGGGCUUUGACGGAGAUAUCAUUGACAUAACAGAUCACAUGGAUUCCGGGAACGUAAAGCCAGCUUGCAAUUCUACAGCUGAUCAGAAAUGUGGGUUAUGCGGGAGGCUUUUGUCGCAGAAAUCCCCAUGGAGUUCUUAUCGGAUUGUUAGAACUGGCGAUAUGCCAAUUGCUGGAGUACUCUCUUGCAGUCAUGUUUUCCAUGCAGAAUGCUUGGAUCAGACAACACCCAAAACACAGAUCCACGACCCACCUUGCCCAAUGUGUCAGAAGGUCGCUGGUGGGGCUGAAUCAUCAUUGUCAAUAUCAGAGCCGCUGCAGAUGGCCUUGCGAUCCAUUCGCAGGAACCAAGGGAUAUCCAUUACCACUGACGGUGAGGGGACCAGCAGCAGGCAAUCUUCCGAUCAAACUGAGAGUGGAUUGAGGAGAAACCGGUCUCUGCCGAUGGUAAGGCGAGGCGGUAGUUCCCUGAUAAAGAAUCAUUUCAAGAAGCAUUUCUCUUUCAAUGGGGUGACCGGAAAAGAUCUUUUUGGUGUGAAAAUGUUCCGACGAACUGGGUCAUCCUCUGCAGGGGCCCGUGGGAAUGAGGAGCAAGUUGGGUGCUGAAGAACUACCCAUCAGUCAUCUACAAACUAAUCAAAGCGUGCCGGAUGGUGGUUGCUUGUACCAUUACAAUGUGAUAGUAGCUCUCUGUUCUGGGUUUUCUUCUUUUUGGAAGCUGUGGUAGAGAGCAUGUACAUGAUGUGUCCAGGAAUCUGAGAUCCUUAGUUCCAUUUUAUUUUCAUAGACAUUUCAGUGUCUGUUUGUUGCAUCUGGGCACUCCAUUUUCGUCACUGUACUUGCACCUCGAGAAGUAGUUUUAUGUUGGAUAUUCGGCCCUUCUGCUA
Molecule: messenger RNA, 2209 nt
Organism: Magnolia sinica
Lineage: Eukaryota; Viridiplantae; Streptophyta; Magnoliopsida; Magnoliales; Magnoliaceae
Exons: 5
Coding region: 588-1928 (446 amino acids)
Source: RefSeq, a predicted model, not a curated record